UUGGAGCAUUAGUUUUUUGUCACACACCUCACUUCGACAACUGAGAAGGAAGAAGACUUCAUUCUCCUUUUGCCUCUAGUUCGUCUGGAAAAAGUGCUUCACUCAUUUUGGACCAGAAUCAUGAAGGUCCUGCCAUUCUGCCUGCUUGUCUGCUUGCUCCCCCUGCAGGCCACCGCCUCCGAGUUCGUAAAUACAACCAGCGACCCGGGCCUGGAAAACAACACGCGCGCGCGCUACGAGAAGUUCAAAAGGCAGCACGUGGACAAAAAGAUGACGGCGGAAAAAUGCACGGCAACGAUGAAACGGAAGAAGAUCUACGACGACAAUAACGUCUGCAAGAAGAUGAACACGUUCAUUCUCGCUGAUGCCAAGGAAGUCAAGUCUGUUUGUAGCGGUGAAGGUGUUUAUAAUAACGCACGUCAUUACACGGAGAGCAAGAAGAAGUUCACAGUUGUGGUUUGUACGGUCAAGAAACAAGCCAGGAAACCCAAAUGUGAAUACAAGGGAAAAUGUCUGAAUAACAGAGUCAUUGCUGUGAAUUGCCAAGAUGGUUUACCUGUGCACUACGCAGGAGAUCACAUGUAAACCUUAUGGGGAGGAAAAUGCUUUAAAACUAGAUGCUAAUCUAUUGUGAGCAACUGUGAUGGAAAAAUUACAUUAAGCCUUAAGGUCACAUCUGCUAGUCAUGUUAUAUGAAUGAC
Messenger RNA from Xiphophorus maculatus (southern platyfish), 701 nucleotides. Its product is annotated as ribonuclease-like 3. The record is from RefSeq and is a predicted model, not a curated record. The transcript is spliced from 2 exons. The coding region runs from base 121 to 585 and encodes 154 amino acids. Gene Ontology annotation, molecular function: nucleic acid binding. Lineage: Eukaryota; Metazoa; Chordata; Actinopteri; Cyprinodontiformes; Poeciliidae.